Molecule: messenger RNA, 768 nt
Organism: Eucalyptus grandis
Lineage: Eukaryota; Viridiplantae; Streptophyta; Magnoliopsida; Myrtales; Myrtaceae
Product: TMV resistance protein N-like
Exons: 1
Coding region: 1-768 (255 amino acids)
Biological process (GO): defense response
Molecular function (GO): ADP binding
Source: RefSeq, a predicted model, not a curated record
AUGAUUAAGAGAGUUCUUGGCAAUAGAAAAGUUCUCAUUGUUCUGGACGAUGUGGAUGAGAAACAGCAACUCAAAAGUCUAGCGGAAGAAGGUGAUUGGUUUGGUUUCGGUAGUAGGAUUAUCAUAACUACUAGGGAUCAAAGUGUUCUAAGGAUUGAGGGAGGAGCAAUAGGUGAAGGCCAUGUAAAAAAAUCUGCAAAAGUUUUGAUUUACGAAGUACAGGAAAUGAAAUUUGAAGAUGCUCUUAAGCUUUUCAGUAAGCAUGCCUUUAGAAGGGACUCACCGCCAGAUUAUUAUGGCUCCCUUUCAAAUAAGAUUGUCUCCACAUUGGGAAUGCUUCCUUUAGCCCUUGAGGUUACAGGUUCAUCCCUUAACAAUGAACCCAAAGAAUUCUGGCAAGCCACAUUGAAAAAGUUAAAAGAUGCUCCUCCUGAUGAAGUCCAAAGUAAAUUGAUGAUAUCUUAUGAUAAGUUAGAUAAUAAAACAAAGCAAGUAUUUUUGGAUAUAGCUUGUUUUUUUGUUAAUGAGGAUAAAACAUACCCUCUCUCUAUGUGGGAUGCCUAUGGAUACCAUCCAGACGUUGCCAUUAAGGUCCUCUUUCUCAUGUCCUUGAUCAAAAUUAAAGAUGACAAUAACUUUUGGAUGCAUGAUCAAGUGCGAGACCUCGGAAGGGAAAUUGUACGUCAAGAGAACAAAGAACCCUGCGAGCGUAGUAGAGUGUGGAAUCAUGAGGAUGCCUUGAAUAUUCUGAAGCAAAAAGAGGUAUAG